UUUGAGACUACUCAUCAAGCUUUCCCACAGGAGACACCAAUUACUUUCUGCUUUCAGUGCUUGGCUACCCUCAACUCUUGCAUCGUUUUUCUUGAUUCCUGAAGAAAACAAUGGCGGAAGCCCUCCUUUCUGCGUUCCUUGGAGUCCUCUUUGACCGUCUCUCGUCUCGGGAGUUGCUCAACUUUGCUCGCCGGGAGGGACUUGAGAAAAAGCUGGAAAAGUGGAGCAGAAUGCUGCAUAGAAUUGAGGCAGUGCUUGCUGAUGCGGAAGAGAAGCAAGAUAAUGGUGUGGCAGUGAAGAAGUGGCUGGAUGAUCUCAGAGACUUGGCUUACGAUGUGGAUGACAUCCUCGAUGAGUUCGCCACAAAAGCUUUGCAACAGAAACUGACAGGAGCAAAUCAGGGGAGCACAAGUAAGGUACGGAACUUCAUUCCUGCUUGUUGUACUGGUUUUACGAUCAACAAUAGGCUGGGGUCACAGAUAGAGGAGAUCACUGAUCGAUUCAACGAGAUGGUGAAGCAAAAAGAUGAUCUGAAAUUGUGUGAAAAUGUUGAUAGAAGGUCACGCAGAACAAGAGAGACACUGACGCCAACCUCUGUAGUGACCAAAGCUAAUGUUUAUGGGAGGGAAAAAGAUAAAGAGGCUAUACUUGAAUUUCUGGUGGGUGAAAAAUGUAGGGAUGCUCAACUCUCUGUUAUUCCUAUAAUUGGUAUGGGGGGCAUAGGAAAGACAACUCUUGCCCAGCUUGUGUACAAUGAUGAAAAAGUGCAGAGCUUUUUUGAUAUGAAGGCAUGGGCUUGUGUUUCUGAAGAUUUUGAUGCUGUUAGGGUGACAAAAACAAUUUUAGAAUCUCUCACCUCUGAAAACUGUGAGGGUAAGGAUCUAAAUUGGUUGCAAAACAAACUAAAGGAGAAUCUGAAGGGGAAGAAGUUUUUAGUCGUUCUAGAUGAUCUUUGGAAUGAAAACUACCAUGACUGGAGUAUCUUACGUGCUCCUUUCGAAGAAGGGGCAUCGGGAAGUGCAAUUGUCAUCACAACUCGCAAUGUGGGAGUUUCAUCAAAGACGGGUACCAUUCCAGCUGCUUACUCUCUCAAAGAGUUGUCAAAUGAUGUUUGCUUGUCUAUAUUGGCCCAUCAUGCAUUGGGAACAAAAGACUUCAGUGCACAUCUAAACCUAAAAGAUAUUGGUGAGGAAAUAGUUGGAAGGUGUAAGGGCUCCCCUUUGGCAGCGAAAGUACUUGGAGGUGUCUUACGCAAUAAAAUGGAACCUAUGAGUGGGAAGAUGUAUUGAAGAGCAAGAUAUGGGAUUUACCAGAAGUGGGAAGUGAAAUUGCACCGGCUCUUAUGUUGAGCUAUCAUAAUCUCCCUUCA
Corylus avellana is the source of this 1369-nucleotide messenger RNA. NCBI's taxonomy places the organism in Eukaryota, Viridiplantae, Streptophyta, Magnoliopsida, Fagales, Betulaceae. The record is from RefSeq and is a predicted model, not a curated record.